UAUUGUCCGAUAAUUAGUUGUUACUCAGUUAUGAGUCGGUUCAGUCGUGUACGGACGCUAGUUUUCAAAAAAAUUCUUUAUAUUAUUUUAAAUAAAUACAUAUUUAUAUAAAACGCAGCUUGGUGACUAAAUAUUUAAAUAAUUUUUUUCUGGCUCAUGUUAAUUUUUGUGUCAAAAAUGUUGCGACGAAUGUUAUUAUUUAUUUUAGUUUUGCUUCAGAUAAUUAAAGUAAUUAAUGGCCUUCCAAGUAAAUUACGAACUACUGAACGUAAUUUCAGUAAUGAAAAAAAUUUUAAAAAUCACACUGAAAUUUCAAAGCAAAAAAAUUAUAAAACCACAGAUGAGACGGAACAAAUAUCAUUUCUUGACGACUUGUAUGAAAUAUUUAGUUACGAUCCAAAAGAUUUUAAAAAUAAAACUGAACUACUUCCGCCAAAAUGCGAUGGAAGAAAAUUUUGUGAACAAGUUCCUUACUAUCCUAAUGAUAUUAUUAAGAAAGAACUGCAAUUAAAAAGUGAUUUGAAAUUAUUAGAAACUAAAGACGAACCUUUGACAUUAAAAACUAGAUUUAAUGAAAUUGAAAGCGAUAGUCUCUGCAAUUCGGUGAGAAAAGAUGUUUUUCCAAGAGUUGCAGUAAAUAAAGACGGGGAAUGGAAAUAUAUUAUAAAUAAUGAUGACUUUGUUCAGCGAGUCAGUGUCGAAAUCUGCGAAGACGAAAGUACAUCGUGCAAAUUUAUUGAUGGUUUUGCUGACGGCUAUGAAUCGACAUGUAAACAAAAAUAUAUAUAUAAAAAAUUAGCAGCAAUAUCUCAAGACGGAAUAGCUAGUCCAGAUUGGUUUGAAAUGCCAGUAAGUUGUUGUUGCCACGUUCAAUAUUUCGGCGGUGGAUAUUAAAAUUUCGCGGGUAAAAAAAUUUCAACCGCAAAUUUGAAAUAAUUUAAUGAUUUAUAUACUUAAUUAAUUAAAUAAUGAUAUUUAAUGAUAGGUAAACUAAUUUUGUGACGAGUUGUGUAAAAGAAUAUUGUGAUAUAUAUAAUAUAUAUAAUUAUAUUAUAUUAUAUAAACAAAAAAUAUUUAUAAUAAUAAAUUGUUAAAGUUUUAUGUCAAUACAUACAAGUA
Messenger RNA from Microplitis mediator, 1119 nucleotides. RefSeq names its product protein spaetzle-like. NCBI's taxonomy places the organism in Eukaryota, Metazoa, Arthropoda, Insecta, Hymenoptera, Braconidae. Gene Ontology annotation, biological process: regulation of Toll signaling pathway; central nervous system formation; innate immune response. The record is from RefSeq and is a predicted model, not a curated record. The transcript has 6 exons. Gene Ontology annotation, molecular function: Toll binding; growth factor activity. Bases 157 to 894 code for a protein of 245 amino acids. Gene Ontology annotation, cellular component: extracellular region.